Molecule: messenger RNA, 4956 nt
Organism: Canis lupus familiaris (dog)
Lineage: Eukaryota; Metazoa; Chordata; Mammalia; Carnivora; Canidae
Gene: KCNK2
Product: potassium two pore domain channel subfamily K member 2
Exons: 7
Coding region: 340-1608 (422 amino acids)
Biological process (GO): stabilization of membrane potential; potassium ion transmembrane transport
Cellular component (GO): membrane
Molecular function (GO): outward rectifier potassium channel activity; potassium ion leak channel activity
Source: RefSeq, a predicted model, not a curated record
UAUGCUCCUUCAUGAGGAAGAAACGUCUGUCUUUUAAGCUCCCUGGAACAACUGGGAUAUAGUUCCUCAUUUCAAUCAGGGAAUUUCUGAACCAAACUGCUAAAACAGAGUAUCUGAGUAGCACAUUUCACUUGCGUACAGCAGCGUUUGUUCAUUUUUGAGUGUUUUUGGACAGGAAAUUGAUCUACAGGGUAACAUUCACACAAGAAAGGAAACAGUAUGGGACGAUGGCUUGUUAGUACAAGUGACUCUGUUUUGGAAAUUACGGACAAGAAACCUUGGUGGAAGAACGGCAUUAAAGAUCAAAAGCAUGAUGACUCCUGAUGAAAACAUCCCCAAAUGAUGAACCCACAAGCAAAAAGGAACUUCUACUUGGCGGCACCCGACUUGCUGGAUCCUAAAUCUGCCGCUCAGAACUCCAAACCGAGGCUCUCGUUUUCCACGAAACCCACAGUGCUCGCGUCGCGGGUGGAGAGUGACACGGCCAUUAAUGUUAUGAAAUGGAAGACGGUCUCCACGAUUUUCCUGGUGGUUGUCCUCUAUCUGAUCAUCGGAGCCACCGUGUUCAAAGCGUUGGAGCAGCCUCAUGAGAUUUCGCAGAGGACCACCAUUGUGAUCCAGAAGCAGACAUUCAUUUCCCAACACUCCUGUGUCAAUUCGACUGAGCUGGACGAACUCAUCCAGCAAAUAGUGGCAGCAAUAAAUGCAGGGAUUAUACCUUUAGGAAACACCUCCAAUCAAAUCAGUCACUGGGAUUUGGGAAGUUCCUUCUUCUUUGCUGGGACUGUUAUAACAACUAUAGGAUUUGGAAAUAUUUCACCGCGCACAGAAGGGGGAAAAAUAUUCUGUAUCAUCUAUGCCUUACUGGGAAUUCCUCUCUUUGGUUUUUUGUUGGCUGGAGUUGGUGAUCAACUAGGGACCAUAUUUGGAAAAGGAAUUGCAAAAGUGGAAGAUACGUUUAUUAAGUGGAAUGUUAGUCAGACCAAGAUUCGCAUCAUCUCAACAAUCAUAUUUAUACUGUUUGGCUGUGUACUUUUUGUUGCUCUGCCCGCGAUCAUAUUCAAGCACAUAGAAGGCUGGAGUGCCCUGGAUGCCAUUUAUUUUGUGGUCAUCACUUUAACAACCAUUGGAUUUGGUGACUACGUUGCAGGUGGAUCAGAUAUUGAAUAUCUAGACUUCUAUAAGCCCGUCGUGUGGUUUUGGAUCCUCGUUGGGCUUGCUUACUUUGCUGCUGUCCUAAGCAUGAUUGGAGACUGGCUCCGAGUGAUAUCAAAAAAGACAAAGGAAGAGGUGGGGGAGUUCCGAGCCCACGCGGCGGAGUGGACGGCCAACGUCACGGCCGAGUUCAAGGAGACCCGGAGGCGCCUGAGCGUGGAGAUCUACGACAAGUUCCAGCGGGCCACCUCCAUCAAGCGGAAGCUGUCCGCCGAGCUCGCAGGCAGCCACAACCAAGAGCUGACCCCCUGCCGGAGGACCCUGUCGGUGAACCACCUCGCCACCGAGAGGGACGUGCUGCCUCCCUUGCUGAAAACGGACAGCAUCUAUUUGAACGGAUUGACGCCACACUGUGCGGGCGAGGAGAUUGCUGUUAUCGAGAACAUUAAAUAACCCUCUCUUUGAAGAACCUUAGGCCUAGCCGUAGGUGAGGACCUCUGUAUGCUCUUUAUGACUGUUGCUGGUAGCGUUUUUAAAAAAAAAAAAAAAUUGUGCAUGAGCUCCAAAGGGGGAACAGAAUAUAGAUAACACCCGUCAUGGCCAUGUGCCAUCUGGCGAAUUUGGAAUUCUGAGCCAGCACAUCUUUCUGAUGAUGCUUGUGGAGCGGUCCACUCUCUUUGACAAGUGGAACAACACAAGCAAUGUCUGAUGCCUUUUUGUGCCCAGACUGUUUUCCUCCCUCUUUUCAUAAUGUGCCAUAAGGCCUCAGAAUGAAUUAUAAGUGUCUCUGGUAGUAAUGUAGCUUCGAGGGAUCAGUCCUUAACUUUUCAGGGUCUACCUAACUGAGCCUAGAUACGGACCAUUUAUGGAUGACAACGUUUCUUUUUGUAAAUGGCAAGAGAUUCUUAUGCAGCCUUUUACCUAAGAAAUUUUCUGUCAGUGCCUUAUCUUACGAAGAAACGGAACCUCUCUAGCUAAUGUGUGGUUUCUCCUCCCCUGCCCCACCCCUAGGCUCACCUCUGCAGCCCUUUAUCCCACCACUCCCGUUUGAAUACCAUCCCUUGCUGGAAACAGCGUGUAAACUGACUGAAGUGAUGAUGCCCGAAGAAGGAAUAGAUGCCAAAUUAGAUGGACAUUGAAGCAACACUCAGAAAUUCUAGCAUUAAAGGCACUGCAAAGAAAUGAGGUGUGCAGAUGGUCCCUCUGAGUAUUUAUUUGACUCAGGUACCAGUGGUACAUACACACAGCGUAAUGGUUUCCAGCCUGGUAAAAUUGGCUGCUCCAAACAGUCCCUUCUUUCCUGGCAGUAUUUGGAAUUUAUCAUUUUUUAAGAACUACACAUUUUGAAAGGUGGAAGCAGAAGAAAAAAUAACAUAUGUGCAUAUGUUAUUUUUAUAUAUAAUAUUAUAUAUAUUAUAUAUAUAAUCUGACAAAAGAAAGCUGUUAAACAUGGAUCUUUUGGAGGCGAUUUAAGACAAUUGCUGUGAAUUGCCCUUCUGAGGAAUAGAAGAUAGCAUGAUACUGUGUUAAUGACCAUUUGCUAAUAAACGUUAUACUGCCAGCACCUAUUUGCUUUUUUUGAUGGGAAGGCUUAUCUGAUUUUCUCUCCCCAGGUGACUUUUGCCAGACAGGAAGGUGAUGCUGUAGUCAGAGUUGGGUACAGCCUUGCCUUGUGUGGGUGUCCCUCUGGAGCUGUGACUGAGCAUGAGAGCAGUUGAAAGUGGGAUCAUUGUGAUAUUGCACAUGGAAAAAAUACAGAUUGCAGGCAUAAUUCGUCUUUUGACAUUAGAGAAAAAGCUGUUCUAGCACAAUUUAAAUCUUGAGAGUUUUUUUUUUUUUUUUUUUUUUUUAGAUAGAAAAGGCUGAUAACCCUUUUUAGUUGAAUUUUAUAUCCUGUAACUCUUUGGAUGUUUCCAAGAUUCAGAAGAAAUUCAUUAAAGGCACCUAGUAGAUUGCUACUCUUUUAUUUUCAUACUUAGAUCUGCUGUACAUUGUAUAUAUAAUUUUUCAAAUGCAGAAAGAUGACUUCCCCAAAUACAAUUGCAAAGCAUUUCUUUUAUUCUGGGAACAAGGGUGGUGGAAAUAUCUGAAUAAGAGGCAUUCCAAUUAGGAUCUUAAAAAAUAACCGAGGAUCUUAAAACAAACAUCUAAAUAGAUGCUUAUUUUCCGAAAUUUACAUUUAACCUAGAUGUGUAAAUAUUCAUUUAACUUGUUGAAGGUACUUUUAUAAACUUAAAAAAUUCUAACCAAAAUUUUAGAAAGUCAGGCUCUUUUAGAGAGAAAGCUACACCCAUUUCCUCAAUAACUGUUCUGAAAGUCCAUAUGGUGGAAUGCACCAUGUAUAAACUGUGAAUUGUAUUGACAAAUAAAGUUUGUAAUUAAAGUCAGCAUUUUUCUGAGUCUCCUGCUUGCUGCUGAGAAUGUAGAUGGGAUUCUAGCGGAGUGGAACUCCAGGAUGUUGCUUUUCAUGCUGAGUUUUCUGUGGCUCCUUCGUUCACAAUAUUCAAGAAAUAUUUUUGAUGCAGUCUUACUACCCUUGUUAAAUAUGUGCAGAAUGUUCUUCCUCGUGACUGUUAACCAAGAGUAAAUAUCCAGAAAACUGCCUUUUGAAAUAGGAUAUUUUAAAUGGCAUGUAAAUUCAAGAUUGUUUCUAUUAAAUUAUGACAUGUUAAUAUCUUAUUUUAUCAUUGUUAGACCUUGUCUCGACACUGAAGUACUCUAAAUGCCAAGCACAGGCACCUGAAUAUUUUUUGCAAGGGAAAAAAACAAUCAAACAUCCUGGUAGUUGCUGAAUCUAGUCUUCUGGACCUCAUAUCCCCAAAUAUUUGAACAACAUACCUUAUCUGUAUCUUGCAUAAAUUUAUUGAUUGAUCCCCAAACACCUUCAUUCUCAGUAAAUAUCCUAAAACUGGUUCCCGACAUUAUCCUCAAAAUUGGGGAAGAUCUAAGAAAAACUGUAUUCUAGCAGUUUUAUUUCCUCAAGCUUUAAUGUAUUUACCUACUGUGGAGAGAACAUGGAGACAGAUUUUGACAUAGUCUAGAAUUUUCUAGAGAAUUUCUUUUUUCACUGGACCAGUUUAAGAGUAAGUAGUUUUACCCUUAGGAAUAUCUGAAAGAAAAAAUAAUAAGUACUAGAACCAACAAGGAGCCCUUUGAUAUGAAAUCUUAGACAUGGAUUCUAGAUAAGAAUUCCUCUAUCUUACAGCUAUUGAAUGUAAAAGGAUUGUUUUGGAGUUCUUUCCACUUCUUAUACAAAUCCAUAUAUUUUGCUCUCUAGUUAAUGUCACCUAUCCUUUUUUCAAUAAUAUUUCACAUUCAUAAUAGAGGAAGAAGUGAAACUGCUAAAGCCAAGAUGGAGUUGAAUCACUUGUGUCUUACCCGUCAAAAAAGUGGGAGCAGUGUGUGUGUAGGACUUUGUUUUUCAAAUUCUAAGGAACGCAUGACAUAAAACAAAGACUAAAUACCACCUCACGUUGUAUAAAAAAAUCUGUAGAAUUCUUUGAUUCUUAAGGCUAGAGUUUUAAGCAGACUAAGGGAAAUUUUAGAUGGAAUACAAAAAAAAAAUUAGCCAUUCUGAAGACUUGAGGUAGCUAUUUAUGCCUAGGAACUACAGACUUAGAUCAACUUACAUUUUUGUUUUCCUUUUUUAAAAAAAAUGUUUGCUGUUCUAGUAAAAUCAUAACUUAUUUGUGAUUUGCAUUCCUUAUUACUAAAGUGCAAGUAUAAAUUUGCUUUUGUAUAAAGUAAAGGAUGUCUCUAUUUGAAUACUCAUAAUACCAUUAAAAUUAAUAUAUGAUUUUA